This is a messenger RNA of Suillus plorans, 1053 nucleotides long. RefSeq lists its product as uncharacterized. The transcript is spliced from 6 exons. Bases 1 to 1053 code for a protein of 350 amino acids. NCBI's taxonomy places the organism in Eukaryota, Fungi, Basidiomycota, Agaricomycetes, Boletales, Suillaceae. The record is from RefSeq and is a predicted model, not a curated record.
AUGGACCAACAAAUGAGUCAAUCAAUCAAGCUGAGAGCAGCUCUGACCACAAGGAUCAAGGAAAUUAUGGGAAAAUCAUCAGCAACAGGGAUCUUCAGAGGGGGGAUAUUGCAAACUCACCUUCUACACAAAGCAAGAUUAAGAAUUGGACAUGAGCUAGACAGUUGCUUAGCAACACGUGAUGUCAACUUCCAUGCUUCUGCGUCAAUCUCAGAAUAUGAGAUCAAUCGAGCUGCACUGACAGUUGCCCAUGCAAUGGUAAAUCCUUAUUAUGUGGAUUGGGAUGUUGACAGAUUUGCCGAAAUGGCCAAAGUCUCUACACCUAAAUCUGAUGGUCCCCUCGCUAAUACCAAUCAGCUACCAAAGUACUUUUCUGCAGCUAUGAUCGGUAAAAUUUCAGCACCAGCUACUAUUGUGGACAGGCAAGCCACUAAGGGUUUACGGACUUUACUUCUUGAAACAAUUACGUCCUCCACCCAACAGUCUUGGCGAUCUCAAGGCUUUGUUGUCCCAGAGGGGGGUGGAGAAUUUGGAGCAGGCAGAGUCACAGUAUCACCAGCAUAUUUUAUGCAAAGACACGAGAGACUGGAAGACCCAAUGGUUACCUCGGCUUCCUAUAAGUCUGUGGAAGUCCAAGAGUGGCUAGCUGCUUUAUCAGCUACUGAAUCUUUCUGGAAUGCCAUUACCGCUGUAUCGGCUCCAGAUCUAUUCGAAGCAGGCACCUUGGCAAUCACUCGUAUUAUUGAGGAACUUCAAGGUUCUGAUAGAACAUCACCACCCAUCUGUGAUUGGCCCUCGAUCUUCUCAGGAUUGGAAAUAAUUGCAAAUCGUACAACUUUAUCACACAGAGAUUCUGGUGGCGCACCUUCUCUUUUUGAUCUUCUGAUUAGUUUAGGCAGUGGCCAUGAGGCUAAGUUGACAUUAGCAGAUGUUGGGGCCGAACUGGAUUAUUACCCUGGGACAAUGGUCUUCAUUUCCGGGAAGAUGUGGGGUAUCCAGACCCCCCUUUCCAACACAGGCCUAUUUUUUGCAGAUGGUGGGGCAGCAGGAUAG